Chilo suppressalis (striped riceborer) is the source of this 1515-nucleotide messenger RNA. The record is from the annotation of a GenBank genome assembly. Lineage: Eukaryota; Metazoa; Arthropoda; Insecta; Lepidoptera; Crambidae.
AUGAGUUAUAUGCUGGGACAUUUACAUAAUGGUUGGCAAGUUGAUCAGGCAAUUUUAUCGGAAGAAGAUCGUGUAGUGGUUAUUAGAUUUGGACAUGAUUGGGACCCAACUUGUAUGAAAAUGGAUGAAGUUCUGUACAGCAUAGCAGAGAAAGUAAAAAACUUUGCUGUCAUAUAUCUCGUUGACAUCACAGAAGUGCCAGACUUCAACAAAAUGUAUGAAUUGUACGACCCAUGCACAGUGAUGUUCUUUUUCCGCAAUAAACACAUAAUGAUUGAUCUUGGCACUGGCAACAACAACAAGAUAAACUGGCCACUAGAGGAUAAGCAGGAAAUGAUCGACAUAAUAGAGACUGUAUACCGUGGAGCUCGUAAGGGACGUGGUUUAGUUGUCUCUCCAAAAGAUUAUUCAACAAAAUAUAGGGAUUCCAUGGUCACCCAUUACAAGACCACAAAAAGAGAUGAUGAGGAUCAACAUUAUUGGGUUUCUGGAAACCUCAAGAGAAGUAUCAAAGAAACAGUGGUGAACAGCUUAGAAGGUAUGUUCAAGAUAAUAAAAGACAUGGAAAAGCAAGGAAAUUCGUUGCAAGGAAAGUCGAAAGAGGAGAUUGAGCCAAAUAACGAUAAAAUCCUACAAGAGGUCAAAGCUAUUAAAAAGAUAUUGCUAGAAGACAGGAAAACGUAUGCUGAAAUAGCGGCUAUCUCCAAGGAGCCAAAAUUCCAGGCACCUAAACAAGUCGCACCCAUACGCAAUACUGACCCUACGCACAGCCUGAUAAUCUCUUCGGAAGAUACGAAGGAUACCAGCGAAGUAGUCCUAACUAAGAUCCGCACAGCCGUAGACGCAAAAAAUAGUGGACUUCAUGUAGAAAUGGUCCGCAAGGCAAAGAACCAAAAAGUAGUUCUUAGCUGUUCCAGCAAGGACGAAAUCGAAAUGAUCACUAAAAGGAUCGAGGAAGGAUGUAAGGAGCUAAAAGUUGAAGUCGCUAAAAAUAAAGACCCACUUGUAAUUAUCAAGAAUGUAUUAUCAUACCAUUCGGAUGAAGAGGUUAUAAAUGCUUUAAAAAGGCAAAAUAAGAAUGUACUGCAACACAUUCCCGCUGAAGAAUCCCGCAUGGAAAUCCGCUAUCGCCGCAAGGCCAGAAAUCCACUCGAGAAUCAUAUCGUCCUACAAGUUUCGCCUAAGAUCUGGCAAAACCUAACCUCCACGGGUUUGGUAUUCGUCGAUCUUCAAAAAUGCGUUGUAGAGGACCAAUCACCGUUGGUACAGUGAACGAAGUGCUUGGGCUACGGCCAUGGCCGGAAACUCUGCAAAGAGCCAGAAAAUCUUUGCUCUCACUGCGGAGAGGCUCACAUGAAGGCUGACUGUCCAAAAUGGAAUAAGCACGAAAAACCAAGUUGCAAAAACUGCGGAGAAGCCAAGCUCGAGAAAACAAACCAUAACGCUUUCGACAACACAUGUCCAAUCCGUAGAAAAUGGGAUGCAUUAGCGCGGCAGGCUAUUGCCUAUUGCUAA